Molecule: messenger RNA, 6030 nt
Organism: Nilaparvata lugens (brown planthopper)
Lineage: Eukaryota; Metazoa; Arthropoda; Insecta; Hemiptera; Delphacidae
Gene: GABA-B-R1
Product: gamma-aminobutyric acid type B receptor subunit 1
Exons: 18
Coding region: 138-2672 (844 amino acids)
Biological process (GO): gamma-aminobutyric acid signaling pathway; G protein-coupled receptor signaling pathway
Cellular component (GO): G protein-coupled receptor heterodimeric complex; membrane
Molecular function (GO): G protein-coupled GABA receptor activity
Source: RefSeq, a predicted model, not a curated record
UGGAGCCCCCUUUCAGACCCGGCAGCGAGUUUAUAAGAUCAAUAAGAGACGCACCGACAGGGUGAUGAGGCCUUCAGCAAGCUGCGAGGCUGUCCUUUGCAGGUAGCUGCUGCCUGCCGCCACUUCCAUCGCCGGCUAUGGCCAAGAGAUUAGCAGCAGCAUGGCUAGGGCUCACAUUGGUCACAUGGUUGGCAGUUGCUGCGGCAAUGGAGGAUGACGACAAUGUCCUCCAUAUUGGAGGAAUAUUUCCAAUCGGAGGAGAAGGUGGAUGGCAGGGUGGACAGGCCUGUGAACCAGCUGCAAACCUAGCUCUUGAAGAUGUCAACAACAGGAAAGACCUUCUCCCUGGAUUCACACUCAAACUGCACUGGAAUGAUAGUGAGUGUGAACCAGGACUGGGAGCAUCUGUAAUGUACAACCUGCUGUACAAUAAGCCUCAAAAGCUGAUGUUACUUGCUGGCUGCAGUACUGUCUGCACAACUGUUGCAGAAGCUGCCAAAAUGUGGAACCUUGUGGUGUUAUGCUACGGAGCUAGUUCCCCAGCUUUGUCAGACCGCAACCGGUUUCCAACGUUGUUCCGCACUCACCCUUCGGCCACCGUUCACAACCCUACAAGAAUCAAGCUCAUGGAGAGAUUUGGAUGGUCACGCGUUGCUAUUUUGCAGCAAGCUGAAGAAGUUUUCAUAUCGACUGUGGAAGAUUUGGAGGCACGAUGCAAAGAUAAAGGAAUAGAAAUAGUGACAAGACAGAGUUUCUUGAGUGACCCCUCAGACGCAGUGAGAAACCUGCGCAGGCAAGAUGCGAGGAUAAUAGUCGGCUUGUUCUACGUGGUGGCUGCAAGGAGAGUUCUAUGCGAAAUGUACAAACAAGAGCUGUACGGCAAACAAUAUGUUUGGUUUUUCAUAGGUUGGUAUGAAGACAACUGGUUUGAAGUGAAUCUGGAAAAAGAAGAGAUCUCAUGUACAAAAGAAGAGAUGAGAAUCGCUGCUGAGGGACACAUCACAACUGAAGCGCUCAUGUGGAAUCAGAAUAAUCAGAGAACUAUAUCGGGAAUGACAUCAGAGGAUUUUAGAGAGAGACUGAAUGAUGUGCUAAGGAAAUCUGGAUAUGACAUUGAUCAUCUCAGAUAUCCAGAAGGCUACCAAGAGGCUCCAUUGGCUUACGAUGCAGUGUGGUCGGUUGCAUUGGCAUUUAACAAAACAAUGAGUCGUCUUCAUCGCCAUGGAAAAUCUCUGAAGAAUUUCACUUAUACCGAUAAAGAAAUUGCAGAUGAUAUCUAUUCAGCAAUCAAUUCAACACAAUUUCUUGGAGUUUCCGGAAUUGUGGCUUUCAGCUCCCAAGGAGAUCGUAUAGCUUUAACUCAGAUAGAACAAGUGGUGGAUGGGAAGUAUGUCAAGCUAGGUUACUAUGAUACCCAAAUGGAUAACUUGACUUGGCUCGAUCGUGAAAGAUGGAUAGGUGGGAAAGUGCCUCAGGAUCGUACAAUCGUUCGCCGUGUUCUCAGAACAUUGUCAGUGCCUCUGUUCAUUUGUAUGUGGACCAUUUCCAGUGUUGGGAUAUUAGCGGCCAUUUCUCUUAUUGUUUUCAACAUUUGCUACAGACAUCGUAGAGUGAUACAGCUUUCACAUCCAGUAUGUAAUACAAUAAUGCUGGCCGGAGUUAUAACAUGUCUUUCGAGUGUCUUCCUCCUGGGUUUGGAUGGCCAGUUUGUCUCGCCAGAUGUCUAUCCAUACAUUUGCCAAGCGCGAGUUUGGUUUCUCACACUUGGCUUCACAUUAUCUUAUGGAGCAAUGUUCAGCAAAGUAUGGAGGGUUCACAGACUAACAACAAAGGCCAAAUCUGAUACUACGAAGAAAAUUGAACCAUGGAAACUGUACACAAUGGUUACUGGACUGGUGGUGGUCGACUUGGUACUUCUGCUGACUUGGCAAAUCGUUGAUCCUUUGCAACGCAGAAUUGAGUUAUUCCCUCUCGAGAAUCCUGUCUCAACUGACGAUGAUAUUAAAAUCUUACCUGAACUUGAACAUUGUGAGAGUGUCAACAACAAUAUUUGGUUGGGACUGAUGUAUGGCUACAAAGGGUUAGUGCUUGUGUUUGGUCUGUUCCUGGCCUAUGAAACGAGGAGCAUCAAGGUGAAGCAGAUCAACGACUCUCGCUACGUCGGCAUGUCGAUUUACAAUGUGGUUGUGCUCUGCCUGAUCACCGCCCCCGUCACAAUGGUCAUUGCCUCCCAGCAGGAUGCCAGCUUCGCUUUUGUUGCAUUGGCCCUCAUUUUCUGCUGUUUUCUGUCAAUGGCAUUGAUUUUUGUACCCAAGGUUAUUGAAGUGAUAAGACACCCACGUGAUAAGGCUGAAUCGAAAUACAACCCGGAUGUUGGCGUUUCCAAAGAAGAUGAAGAUAGGUAUCAAAAGCUGCUCAUUGAAAAUGAUGAAUUGCAACAACUCAUUGCACAAAAAGAGGAGAAAAUCCGGCUGCUGAAGAUCAAACUGGCAGAACGUGACGCGUUGAAAGGCGGUGUGGUGGGACCGGGAGGGGGUGGCGGCCCUGGGGGCAUGGGCCCCCCCACCACCGACCAGAGCAGCACCCAUCUAACGAAGACUCAAGACCGUCAUCUUAGAUUACAAAACAUUGAAUUCAUUCAGGGAGGGCAGGGAGGCGAUGCACAACUGUGAGAAACCUGACUGCAAAAGCAACGUACAAUGAAUCAAAUCAAACCGUGAUCUCCUUUUUUAGAAUAGUUGGAACCUUCAAACCUUUAACUACUUUCACAAAAUAUAAUUACACAGAAAACAGUUUUGAUCUAGUCCCCAUGAUUUUUAAAUACCACAUAAUUAUAGACUAGAUGAUCUAUCAAAAGUAAAAAGCUAAUAUUUUCGCUCUCAGAAAAGUAAAUGAUAGAAAUAAUAUUGUUAACGCAUGAUGAGAAAAGGGAAUUAUUUCGAUAAAUAUAAUAGGGGAUCGCCAGGGACCUUCAUCUAUCAAUACAGAUUGAGUGAUUCAAGCACGUCAUUUCAAUACAUCAUUCUUAUUUUUGCGAUUAGUUGAUAGGAUCGUUACCAGGGACCUGUUCCAAAAUAGAAGCCUACAAGAAUACAUGCUUUCUUCUAUACAAUAAGUAUACAGUAUCACAAGUCUCUGGACGUAGCAUACAAGUAUCAACUAAUGACAGGUGGCAUAUUGGGCUGUAGCCUAUAACUCACGUAGCCUACAGUAUUUGAAGACAAAAUUCUCUAUACGGAAAUAGGGUAUUCCUAUUUCCAAUCUCUUAUUUUCUUUCCCAGGACCUCUAAAUUCUAUUCUUUAAACUUUAUUCCAUUCUAUUCUUACGAAACAGGCCACAGAAAUAGGUUCUAACUCAGGAAUCAGGAAUUCUUAACUUUCCAUAAUCAAUAUCAAAUUUCAGAAGAUUUAAAAGUGUCUUAGAAAAGUAUUGUUAAAUCACACAUCUGUAUUGAUCAACGCUGAGGUCUCCCAGGCUCUAAGAUCUGAAGUCUCUCAAAUGCAAAGCCAAUUUAAAACCUAGAACUAGACUGAUCAACUAACAAAUGUAAUAGUUUGAUGUUCAAUGUUUUUAAUGUCUAGCUUUAUCCAAUACGUAUGUAAUUAGGUAUGUCCAGCAUCAUGCAUGAUUGAAACUAAUAUUAUUAUAUGAAAAUUAUCCCUUGUGAUUGCAAUCUCGAAAGGGAUUUGCUUAGAGCUUAAACUAAUUAUUAUUCUAAGGUUGUGAAUGAAAUUCUUCAUUUAUUCUGAAAGGGUGGGUUUUGAUUUUUGGUAACCUGUUGAAGGGUGGAUGAGGGCUAAUAGCGAAUUUGAAAGUUACAGUAAGGAUCAUGAGAGCAGAACAUCAAUCAUAUCCCCAGCAAUAUUGUACAGAAAAGAUAAUUUGAUUGAAUUAUGAAAACAGUGGACGAGGUGACAUCAAUACCAAUAACACAAACGUUUUGGAUGAGUAAACAUAAUAUUACAGUGGUUCUAAACGUUGAAUGAGUUCUUCAAUCUUGGUAAUAUAUUAAUAACAGAAUUUAUAGACUGUUGAUAAAGUUGAUAAAGUUGAUAAAGUGAUCAAACUGGAUAGUUUGAAAUCUCUUCAAAAAUUAGAAAACAAUUUCCAUCCAAAGAAUCAUGAUUGAGUUAUCAAAACUUUCAAACUCUACUUUUAAUGAACUUGAACUUUUUAUAACCAUGCGAUUUCUGUAUUUAAAGAAAAAUAUAAAUACACAAAAACUGAUUAUUAAAUAUAAUUCAAAAACUUGAACUAAAUUCUAACAAAACUUAUAGCCUGAACUAGAAGCUUAUAAUUUGCAUCUGAGAAACUGAAACUUCGAGCUAUCCUCUCAAAACUGCAAUCUGAAUGGAAAACAGGAAAUAAAUUUCCUUCAUCUGUCAAACGAGUGAUUCCAUCAUCACUAAUAUCAUCACCAUAAUCACCAUCAUCACAGAUGUCAGAAAUUAUCAUUUUCUGCGUGAACAGAAAAAAGUGCAGGUAAAGGGAAUCAAUACUAUUAAAUACUAACUGAAUAAGGAUUGAAACGUUAGGAAUGAAUUCGACAUGUUGAUCAAUAAUUCAAAUUUUUCAAAUUACUACCUUACAUGAAUACUUGAUUUAUGAAUAAUGUCAAUUAUGAAGAAAAUCUGCCUAAUUUAGUGGUGUUAGAUUAAUACAGAGUGAGCGUCACUAGAAGUGCUUUGGAUCAGGUAACUUUUGAAUCCUUCAGAAAUCAUUACAAUUAGUAUCUCAAAAGUUAUAUUCUAGAAAAAUAUCUGGUUGAAUGAAGUGAAUCAAUUGGAAGUUAUACUUUAAUUUAGUGAGUUCAUUUCAUGGGAAAAGGAAUUAUUGGAAAUUCAAGAAUAUGGAAAUUUGAUGAGGGAAUGGGUUAGUAUUAUUGAAUGUGAUUCCGAGGUCUGUGAAAGAGAUAAUGAUUACUCUUGUUAUAGUCUAUUCUCUCAAUGAAAUCAUCGCCAAAGCUAGAAAAUUCAUCAAUACAUUGACAUUCAGAAAUAAUGUCCAUGAUUACGAAUAAUCAUGAUAUGAAGAAAGUUGUUGAAAAAUAAUUAGGAAGGCACCGCACAAAAGCUUUCACUGCAUAAAGUACCUACUUUAUGCUUUAAUCGAUAUGAAAAGUGUACUCAUUUCUCUCAUAUUGUGCCUAGAUAUCACGGUAUCACAGUGAGGUAUUCUGAUUCAUUAUUGGUCUCAGCAGACAGUAUUCAGAAGAAUUAUAUCUUCAAGAUAUAGUCAUGUGAUCAUGUCAACAGAAAGGUUUCAAAAAAAGUUGUCUAUGAAAAGCCUCACCACUGACACAAUCAGAUAGUUUUGGAAUUCAGGUAUUAAACAUAACAUUUCCGUAGAAUCUAUGGUAAGAUUUCAAUAGAAUCAUAAAGUGUAAAAAUUCAUGAAGGAAUUUUCUAUAAAAAGUUCUUUGAACUGAAUUUGUGGCGGUUUUAAACCUACAUGAUCAAAUAAGUUGUAAGACGUUUUAACCAAUAUAAGAAAGUAUAAAUGAUACAAAAAUUGACGUUUAGUAAUGAAAAGCAGUAAAGAGGAUGAGAAGAGAAAAUCAAUUUGGCUGAUCCUAAUGAAGUAUUUUUUUGUAAUGAUUUCUAGGUUAUUCAAAAUAAAAGAGUAGGAUUUUAAAUUUUAAAUGUCCUCAUUGGGUGUGAGACAAUUAAUUUAUCAUUCUCAGCAGAAAAUUUUGAUCGGGAAGUGACUGAAUUUGGGGAAUCCAAUCAUUAGAAAAAAUUUGAAUCAUUUCAUAUAUCGAACAGUACAACUUGAAAAAAAUUAUGUAGGUCUAUAUAAUAAUAAAAUGUUAGAAUUAUAAGCAAUUAUGUUUUAAAAAGUUAUGUUCUUGCAAGUCGUAAGAUUGAAAUUCGUUGAUUAUUGGAAGUUUUAAAAAUAAAUUACAGAUGUUAAUUAUUAUAGAAGUGUUACCUAUUAAAAAUUUUAUCUGUAUCUCUAGAUAAGUGUGAUUAUUUUUGAAAAGUUAUUCCAAUUUAUUACCGUUUUAAUAAAACAUAUGUUGAUUGCAA